Messenger RNA from Coccomyxa subellipsoidea C-169, 840 nucleotides. RefSeq names its product NAD(P)-binding protein. The record is from RefSeq and is a predicted model, not a curated record. The coding region runs from base 1 to 840 and encodes 279 amino acids. The transcript is spliced from 8 exons. Lineage: Eukaryota; Viridiplantae; Chlorophyta; Trebouxiophyceae; Coccomyxaceae.
AUGGCGCUUGAAGAGAAGCCCCCUAGAAACUACUUCGUCGACAAGAUGUGCGCCGUCGCUGGAGGAGCUGCUGGGGUUGGCGAAGCGACGGUGCACGCUCUAGUUGCGCGGGGGGCGCGAGUGCUCAUCCUGGAUGUGAAUGACGAAGAUGGAGAGGCGCUGGCAAUCCUGCAUGGGCCCAAGGCCAUCUUCAUACACUGGGAUCCCAAGGAUGAGCGUGGGCUGGAGGAGGCCCUGCAGCAGGCCAUGAAGGAGUUUGACCUGCCGCUGCACGCCUACAUCGACUGCGCUGCCAUCAUCGGUGCGCUGGGGCCGAUAGAUCGGAUGCAUGUGGAGAGCUUUGCAGCGACGCUUGACACGAAUGUGACUAGCACCUUCCUGGGAAUUAAACAAGCCGCCAGGGUGAUGAAGAUGGAUGCUGUGAUCGGGGGCGCGAUAGUGGCGAUGUCCAGCACAGCGAGUGUGCGCGGGGGCCUGGCUCCAGCGGCGUUCACUGCCAGUCAGCACGCAGUCAUUGGGCUGACUCAGCAGGCCGCUGCUGAGCUGGCGCCAGCUGGCAUCCGUGUCAACUGCGUCUCCCCGACCAUCAUCGACACGCCCAUGUGGCGCAAGUACCUGAAGGGAGAUGUAGCAACCAGUCUGGUACAGGACCUGCAAUCCUAUCAGGCGUUGCCUCAUUUGGCCACAGUGGAGGACAUGGCAAAUUCCAUUGUGUUCCUGGCCAGCGAUGAGUCAGCAGCCAUAACCGGCAGCAACGUGGUAGUGGACGGCGGGGCACUGAGCGGCAUCGGAGGGCUUGCAGACAUACCGCAGGGGACAGGUGGCCACAAAUGUGCAUGA